AUGCAAGAAACCUCCAGGCAUAACGAAUGGAAUUUGAGUCUAUAUAGCACAUGGAACGGAAGGGAAAGUCGUCUUCCUCAACCACAUCGCACAAAUUACAAUGGUACAGUCGAAAAGGGAAGUACUUUGCCUAAAGAUAUUCAGGUUAACGGUGAGCAAACCCCUCUUCCCCGUGCACGCAAUUCCAACGCCUUAUCAUCUAGCUCACACCCCUCAGCAAAACCAAGAUUCUGGACUCCCCGAGUUGAACCCUCUCCAGAAAAAAUAAGCAAUGAAACAUUUGUUGGCAAAGGACUGUAUGACAAAUUUUUGGCCUCAUUUCGAAGAAAAAAGAUUCAAAAAGCUGCAUCUGCACCUGUCUCUGUCAAAAAAGUGGCGAGUGUCUCUGAAAAACCGCCCAAACCCAUUUCAGAGAGUGUUACAGCACGUAUUUUGCUUCUGGAUGGUGAAGAAGUCUCAAUGAGGUUGAGUAAGCGAGCCCUUGGUCUAGAAUUGCUUGAACGUAUCUGCGAUGGCCAAGACAUUAUCGAAACUGAUUACUUUGGAAUCACAUACACAGACAAGAAGCUUGGAACAUGGUUUUGGCUGGAUGUUGAUAAAAAAAUUAUUAAACAAGUUACAAUCGACAUGAAGUCAGACGCCGUUUGUUUAUGCGAAUUUGAUCCUUUAGAUGUAGCAGAUUGGCAAUUCUAUUUCCAAGUGAAGUUUUACCCGCCAGAGCCGACGAUGCUACAAGACGAGACUACGCGAUAUCAGUUAGUGCUGCAGGUGCGACAAGACGUCUACACGGGCAAGCUGCCCUGCUCCUGGGUCACACAGGCCCUACUCGGCUCCUUCCUUGCGCAGUCGGAGCUGGGGGACUACGAUUCCACAGCCCAGGGACCCGGGAUCGACUACCUCAGACAGCUUGAGUUCGUUCGAAGUCCUACCGAUCAGUUACUCCAGAAGAUUUUGGAACUGCACAAGACCCACAAAGGCAUGAGACCAGGGCAAGCAGACAUAAAGUACCUUGAGACCGCGAAGCGAUUGGAUCUCUAUGGUUUGGAUCUUCAUCCCGCACGGGAUAUGGAGAAUGUGGAAAUCUACAUCGGUGUAGGGUACAGUGGCAUCGUCGUUUAUCGCGACCGUGUCCGGAUAGGCCGAUUUGCCUGGCCGAAAGUUCUGCGAAUAUCCUAUAAGAAAAACUACUUCUACCUAAAGAUUCGCCCUGACUAUGCAAGUUUGUUUGCGCUUAAAACUAGUUUCAAAAUGCUUUGGCCAUUUACGGAGCCGGAAGAGGCAGUAGUGGGUUUUCUGAUGCUGAAUCCUCAACUGGCGAAGCGACUCUGGAAGACAGCAGUGGAGCACCACACCUUCUUCCGACUGAAGGAGCCGCGCCCGCCGAAGCGAGGUCCAAUUGGCUUCUUGGGCGGGUCCUCACGAUUUCAGUACUCGGGCAAAACCUUCUUCCAGUACCGCACCACCCAAAUCGAUCACCCUAAAGCGAUGGCGGAUGAUGCCCUUGAUGAGGGUCUGCGACCGUCACAUCAUCGAACUGCCAGUGUUCCUGUCGCCCUCAAUCGUGGUAGUUUACUUUUUAAUCCGUUAAAGUCGAAGCUGUUGCCCUUAUUACCUUCCAAACCCGCAUUAUUUAAGCAAGCUCAACAGCCAAUAAGGACUGAGACUUCAAGAGCGUCACCAAUCCUAUCAACACAGCGUCCGCCUCCAUCUCAACCAAUUGCAGGCACGCGCGUACCACCUCCGAAGCCGUUAAGUAGGAGGAAUCAACGCCCACCUGCAGCACCGACUUACAUCGACAAUGACGGCUCGCUUUUUGAUGCCGCCAGCUCAAGGGGCGAAGGAUCCAUUCUGGACUCGGGUAUUCGCGGUGCGGACUAUGAGAUACCGCGACAGUUGAGCGCAAAUGAGUACUCCUCCUACGCUCAAGAACAAGAGGAUCCGUUGAUGUUUAGCAGCGGUGACUUUAGUGACGCAAACGACGUGAACGGUGCGGGAGGAGGCAGUGUAGCAUGGUCCGCCUCAAACUCUUACAACCCACAGCCCUCGCAGGACUCCUGGGGGCUCCAGAACAACACUCCACCCUCUUCUCCUUCCCCCGUCAUGCGCCCCUCCUAUUCCUCCCGUGGUCGCGGCGAGCAACCGCAAUACACCAACCUCGGCUACGAUAAUCCCUCCGACGCCUCGCCAACUCCAUUGCGCCCUGUUCGACGCGCGGGACCUUAUGCGGGACAGGUGAGCAAACUCAAACCUUUAAUGACCAUCGACCACCUACUUCCAAUGCGGAUUUUCUCUAGCACCAUUGGCUCAGCCCUCGGUGUGUUUGUAAUUUCCGCCCACGUGAUUGGACUAAAACUUUGCAUUUGA
Echinococcus granulosus is the source of this 2364-nucleotide messenger RNA. Its product is annotated as Band 4.1-like protein. Gene Ontology annotation, cellular component: cytoskeleton; plasma membrane. The record is from RefSeq and is a predicted model, not a curated record. The transcript is spliced from 8 exons. Lineage: Eukaryota; Metazoa; Platyhelminthes; Cestoda; Cyclophyllidea; Taeniidae. The coding region runs from base 1 to 2364 and encodes 787 amino acids.